CAAUGAAGUUUUGUUUUUUUUCCGCCGGUUCACUUCGUUUUUCGAGGAAACGGCAUUUUCAUCUCGGUGCUGAAGAUGCGGAGGAACCAGUGCGGACCGAGCAUGAGCAACACGUAUCGUCUCAAAGUGAGAGAUAAGAGCAAAAAGAGCGCGUCGUUGUAAGAGAAAAGAAGAUGUAUUUAUGGCGCCUCUCAGUCGCCGUAACACUCGGCUUGGUGUGGUAUUUCUCAGACUGUGGCCGCGCGGUAACGCAGUACUGUCUGUGCGUCGUCUUUUGUUUGACUACACCGGUGUUGUUCGGGAACAGUGGGCGAGAGAGCAGCACUCAAACUGAUGAAGAGACAAACGAAAACACACCGCAGGAAACAGUCAAAGAAGAAGAGUUGUUUUCCGAUUUGAUUGAUGGAGAAAGCAGCGAGCAGCAGGGUGAACAAACAGAGUCCAAGUAUCCAAAUGUUAAGAGGUCUCUUCAGCAAGUGUUUGAGUGUGCCUACGCUCAGCUGGUCCUGCCUUGGUACAGCGUUCCUGAGCCGCUGGAGCGCCAGCCUCUGCACCAGGUGCUCAGCAGGGAAGUCGACUUUGUAAUCGACCGGAUCAUUGAGAGAGCCAAAGACUUUGAUGUUUGCCAGGCUGUGGUGGGCUCCAUUCGGAUUCUGACCCAGCACUUGCAUAAUGCCAAGCAGUCUGAUAGACAGCUCUUGUUCAUGUCCAGCUCAGACGAGAUCGCAGUCCUCAGAGAGUUUUCUGACGCUCUGGUACGUAACCUUUUCCCCAAAUCUCUCUGGAGCCAAGAAGUCAGCCGCUGUGCCUUAAAUGAGAUCGUUGCAAUAAAGGGGUUGGGUCUGUUGGUGACAUGGCUGUCUGAUCCCGACAACCUGAACCAGCUGGUGGUGAGCCAGCUUGACAGCGUGACUCCCAAAGGCUAUGAUGAGGAGCUGUGUGGAUCAGACCCUGAUCUGACCUCUUUGGCUUCACAGGAGGGUGAAGCAGAGGGCAGUGAAGUGAGCUUGGAGGGAGCUGGGUUAUCAACCAGCAUCGUAUUCAAGGCAGAUAAAAAAGGGAACAAGCUGAAAGAAGGAUGGUCAAAGUUUGUGGACAAGGUGAAGUCCAAGAAAGCAAAGAAGAAGAAGAUGAAGAUGAUGGAGCAACAGCUGGUGAUGAGGCUCAUGGCGAACCAAUGUGAGAUGUCCAACGAGGAUGAUGUCAGCAGCAGGGAGGGCUCCGUCAACAGCCAGCAGGACUCUGACAGGGAGGACAGCGAUCUGGAGACCUACCUGACGAGCGUCCAGGAGGACAUGAUGGAAUUCAAGCUGUCGUACGAGAUGUGGCGCGUGGGCCGCUGGGCUGUCAGCAUCGCUCAUGCGGACUGGGAGGCUGAGGAGCUGAACUUCAAGGUUCAUCUGGAGGAAAAAGACAGCCCUGAGAACCUGCAGUGGGACAUUAAGAAGACCUACAUGGAUGUGAUCUACUUCCGCAACAGAUGGCAGGACUCAACCAGCCUGCCCUCCAUCCUCGUGCUGGAGAAGUUGGUUGUAAACGAUGAGAUCAAAGAAGAAGCCCGAGCGUCAGUGGAGCACUUCCUGCAGGAAUUAGUAUCUGAUAAUGUGAUCGGCCACACUCAGCCAGUUUUUCAGUUCCUGUGCCCUCUUGAAAAACUGAUGAAUGAGGAGGAACAUUAUGGAGGCGUGUGGGGCCUGCUCAGUGGCUUGGCUUACUUCCUUACUCCUGGUCAGGAGGAAGAAGAGAGCUCGAGCCCUCAGACAGAAGCUCCAAAAGGAAUCACAUCUCAUUCAGCAUCCACAGCUCUGCCUUCAGAAAACCUCUCUGGUGUUUCUGCUGGAAAAAGCCCCGAUCCUCCUGCUGCCACAAUCCCAACUAUUGUUAUCUCCCAGUUUGAUCCUUUUCCAGAGUCGCCCCAGGAAGCAGAAACAGAAACGGAGCCACAGUCCACAAAUGAAAACUCUCCCCGAGACAAAUCUGAGGACUCCAACCCUUUAACCUCUCACUUUAAAAUGAUUUUCAAAGGACUGGCCCGUUCCAGGUCACAGGAGUCUUUGGUCUCAACAAAAAGCACAGAAGACGAUGACCCUCGUGAUUCAGACUCUACUCCGCGCUGCAGCCAGAACGGAGUCCUGCAGGGGGAGAGCUCAGAGGCCUCAUCGCGACAUCAUUUCAGUGCAAAGUCAAACAAAAAGGAGAAAAUUUGUUUCAAGAUUUCUGGUGGAGUUAACAAGGCUAAAGGGAAAGAUCAGGGCACUUUACCGAGAGAGGAAGACCCGCAGUGUCAGAAGAGCCAAACAAACUGGGAGCAGCUGGAGGCGACCAAAGCCAUAUUCGAUCUGAUGAAAGAAAUCUCUGGCAACUCCAUCCUCAUAAACAUAUUUGACGCCAUUUUGAAACCCGUUAUGCCCAUCUUGAAAAAGAAAGUGAACUCUUUCCUGAACAAGAUGAACCCAACAGAGCAGCAGAUGGCUUCCUACAUUGACACUCUGCGUGACAAACAGUGGCCAGACUGUCAGCCAACAACGCCCUCUCCUCCCCGCACCGAGGACGAGAAGAACGAGACCAGAGAAAGAGCCCAUAACCUCUUCAACGCCAGAUAUUCAAACUAUCUCGUCCUGAAGAAGACGGACAUGGAGUCAGUUUUUAAUCUCUUCCAGGAGCGUGAAGAAAACAAAACACUUGUUUUUAUGCUCUUGUCGUUCCUUUUGAGGGAAUUUUUCCCAAACGAGCAUUCCCUAAAUGUGAGCGCUGUGGCCCUACAGAAAGUAACCAACCCAACCAGCUGACCUGUGAAUCCCUGAUCGUGUUUUUAAUGGUACUUUUUACUGACAUUUUAGAAUAUUCAAUUAUUUAUGAAAAAUCUUAAAUCGCCUUAAAAUAUUUGUGACAAUUAUUGUAUCAAUGUCACACAUACAUUUCUGGGAUUUUUACCUUCAGCAUACUGUGAACAUUCUUUUUUUGUUAUUGUAUUUUAGAGUUCAACUGAAUCUGUAAGUGAUGAACACUGAAUCAUCUGUGUGAAAUGAGAAAAAUGAGAAAUGAGUGCCAGUUUUUGUCUGUUAUUAUUAAACCCAAAUUUGAAUGUCACCCUUCACAUUUUAGUGUAAAUAAAUGUAAAUUCUCUUAAACAUUUGGUGUCACUUUGAGCACUUCUGUAUUGUGAGUGGUUUGUAAAUUGUUUAAUAAUGCCUGAAGUUUUGUAUCGUUGAAUAUCUCACAAUGACUUAUCUUUUUAAACUGAUGGUACAACGUUCAAAAGAAAACUUGAAAUGGUGUUCAUGUAACUAACGUGUUUAUAUUUAUCGGUAAGAAAUAUUUUAAUAAACUUUUCUGUAAAUAA
This is a messenger RNA of Labrus mixtus (cuckoo wrasse), 3343 nucleotides long. RefSeq lists its product as uncharacterized. NCBI's taxonomy places the organism in Eukaryota, Metazoa, Chordata, Actinopteri, Labriformes, Labridae. The record is from RefSeq and is a predicted model, not a curated record. The transcript has 16 exons. Gene Ontology annotation, cellular component: intracellular membrane-bounded organelle; early endosome membrane. The coding region runs from base 174 to 2789 and encodes 871 amino acids. Gene Ontology annotation, molecular function: phosphatidylinositol binding.